GGGUGGUGGUGGUGGUGGUAGUAGUGGUGGUGUUGUGUCGAGUACCUCCGGGUUCCGGUUGUUGUUUGUUGUUUGUUGGUUUCAAUCGCGAGUUCUAGAAAUCAAAGGGAAACAACAAUGAUAGAACACCAUGUACAACAAACAUACAUAUACACACAAUACAGGCAGCGCGACAGUUUGCCAAGCAGAGGGGAGAAGCCUGCGAUUUCUCAAUUCGAAAGUUAUCGAACUGAAAUCGGGGAGAUCACCUUUUUAUAUCUACUUCAUAUGCUUUUCCGAGCAAGAAAAGUAUAAUAUAAGCUUGAAUCCCAUCAGCAGCAGCGCGCGCGCAUUCUUAUUUAUAUCGACCACCCACAGUGCUAGUCUUCAUACACCCUUCCCCCUAACGCUGGGCUCCCCGUUGCUUGGUUUGCUGGCUGCUGGCUGCUGGCUGCUGCUGGGCUGGGGCUGACUGACUGACUGACUGACUGACUGACUGACUGACUGACUGACUGACUGACUGACUGACUGAACUAAAUCGAAUCGAACUGACUG
Molecule: messenger RNA, 534 nt
Organism: Aspergillus fijiensis CBS 313.89
Lineage: Eukaryota; Fungi; Ascomycota; Eurotiomycetes; Eurotiales; Aspergillaceae
Exons: 1
Coding region: 131-451 (106 amino acids)
Source: RefSeq, a predicted model, not a curated record